AUGGUGUUCGAACAGGUUCAUUUGGAUCAUCACCAUAUUAUUUCGCUAGCAUCCAGAAUAUCCAAUGAGUUUACUAAUGCUGAUUGGAAGAGUUGCGGGGGAUCUGGUUCACAGAGGCCUUCUUCAAACGGGAAAGAUAACACUCAAAGCUCAGCCAAGCCUGAAGCUAGCAAAUUUGACAAUCCAACUGAUCCCUUCUACCUGCACCAUUCAGACCAACCUGGUCUUGUACUCGUUACACAAUUGUUGAAUGAAGAAAAUUACAGUACCUGGAGCCGUGCCAUGCUCAUGGCUCUUAGCAUUAAAAAUAAAGAAGGUUUUGUAAACGAUAUUGGAGCAAGCAUAAUAUACAUUAAUAGUGCCCAUGAGAUUUGGGCCGAUUUGGAAGAGCGUUAUUCAAACACCAACAGCAUUCAUCUUUUCCAUGUGGAAGAAGCCAUUCAUAAUUGCAAACAGGACAAUAUGACCAUUGGAGGUUAUUACACUAAGCUUAAAGGCCUUUGGGAUGAACGUGACGCUUUAUGUAACAUUCCAACCUGCACAUGCGGCACUAUGAAGGAAGUUUUACAAUUCCAACAAAAUCAAAAGACUAUGAAAUUUCUAAUGGGACUUAAUGAAGUCUACUCUGCUGUUCGAGGACAGAUUCUUCUCAUCGAUCCACUACCUACAGUCAACAAAACUUAUUCUUUAAUCCUUCAAGAUGAAAAGCAGCGAGGUAUAUCAAAAGGAGGCACACCUAUGGUUGAAGCUUCAGCUUUUGCUGUGAAGAAUAAUUCCAGAAAUUCGGAAAGAAAUUCCAAUGUCAAAAAUCCUCAUUUAAAAUGCGGAACUUGCAACAAAAUCGGUCACACCUCAGAGACAUGUCGAUCCCAUCUCAAAUGUGAUUAUUGCAGCUGGCAAGGUCACACCAUUGAUGUUUGUAGAAAGUUAUAA
Molecule: messenger RNA, 933 nt
Organism: Ricinus communis (castor bean)
Lineage: Eukaryota; Viridiplantae; Streptophyta; Magnoliopsida; Malpighiales; Euphorbiaceae
Exons: 3
Coding region: 1-933 (310 amino acids)
Molecular function (GO): zinc ion binding; nucleic acid binding
Source: RefSeq, a predicted model, not a curated record